CAGGGCAAGGAAAGAAACGGAGACAGGGGAGACCAAACAUUCAGAACACAUCAAGCAGCAGAGGCAGAGAAAGAUGGCAACAAAUAUCCAGACUGCAGUAUUUCUUGUCUUCUUGGCAGCAGCUGUUUUACAGACAACAUAUGCUGUAGUGUAUACUGUCGGAAACUCAACUGGUUGGCAAACCCCUACUUCCAAUUCUAAUUUCUAUACCACCUGGGCCUCUCAGUACACGUUCAGAGUCGGCGAUUCUCUAGUGUUCAACUUUGUAACCGGAGUUCAUGAUGUGGCCACGUCAUCACAGGCCGAUUAUACUUCCUGCAACAUAGCCAAUACCCUCUCUGUCGACAGGACUGGACCGGUGACCAUCGUGCUGAACGCUACUGGUACCCAGUACUACUUUUGCACCUUCCCCAACCACUGUUCCCAGGGCCAAAAACUAGCUGUUAGCGUCGUCAGCGGUACCCCUGGUCCUUCAGGCUCACCUGGCAGUGUCAGUCCCCCACCUCCGCCUCCCAGCUCCGGAGCUUCGUCUCUUUUGGCUACCUUCUCCGUUAUCUUCAUGUCCAUUUCCAUAUACCUAUUCAUGUGGUAGUUUCGAUGAUAAUGGUGAUGUUGGUAGGGUGGACAUAUUUUACGCUGAAUAAACUGGUUCAUUUUCUAGGGAGAUGAAUCUGGAUAUGGUUAUGCCACGAUUGUUCAGAGAUCAUUACCUAUAUAUUGUUAUUGUAGGUUUUUUUAUUUGAUUUGUAUUAUGAGUGACAGUGACAUUGUUUCUUCUC
This is a messenger RNA of Rubroshorea leprosula, 779 nucleotides long. The record is from the annotation of a GenBank genome assembly. NCBI's taxonomy places the organism in Eukaryota, Viridiplantae, Streptophyta, Magnoliopsida, Malvales, Dipterocarpaceae.